AUGGAGUUACCGGAGCCCCCACCUGGUACUUUGGUGGGGAAGGAGGAACAGGAGCUGCUGGAGCGAGCCUUCUUCUCCUGGGCCGAGUUCAGCCGCUUCUUCGACAAGUGGUGCCAGCAGCGGCUGGUGGUCUUCUCAGUUAAGAGCUCCACGCACGUGGCGCGCAGCCCCUGGGCCAGCGCACCCCCACUCUACAGGCUCAUCCACGUGCUCAAGUACAGUUACGUGCUGCUGGUGUGCAAGGAUGUGCGUGCCCCCAACCAGCCUGCAGCGAGGCCCCCCCAGCCUAGCUGCCCAGCCUUCAUCACUGUCAAACUGAGCCCGCUGCGGGACCGCCUGGUGGUGUCCCAGUGCCAGCUGACCCACUCACACCCUGCCUGCCCACGCAAGUUCGCCUACCACUUCCGCCCGGGCCUCCUACUAGCCAAUGCCUGCCUGCCCGUGCGCAUCACCAACCAGAUCUCCAAGCAGUUUGUGGCCCCCGCCGACGUGAGCCGCCUGCUGUCCCACUGCAAGGGCCCCGACCACGGGGUUCUGGAUGCCCUGCACGUGCUGGAGGGGCUCUUCCGCACUGAUCCCGAGGCCAAGGUGAAGCUGGUGUUCGUAGAGGACCAAGCGAUGGUAGAGACUGUGUUUUUCCUGACGUCUCGCACCAGGGCACUGCUGAGGCGCUUCCCGCGCAUACUCCUGGUGGACCGGCUGCCGGGGUUGCAGGGCGCACUGGACCUGCUGACCGUGCUGUGCGUGGAUAGCUCGGGCCGCGCGCGCCAGGCUGCCUGCUGUGUGUCGCGCCCUGGCACGCCGAGCUUACUGCGGUUCGUGCUGGUCUCGCUGCUGCAGAGCGCGCCCGAUGUCAAGGGCCGCGUGCGCUGCCUCACCGCCGGACCCGAAGUGGCCGCGCAGCUGCGGGCGGUGCGCCAGCUGCUGCCCUGCGCCCGCGUGCAAAUCUGCCGCGCUCAGGGCCUGGAGACGCUGUUCAGCAAAGCUCAGGAGCUGGGUGGCGCCAGCCAUGAGGACCCGGGACUUUGGCCGCUCCUGUGCCGUCUGGCCGGCGCGUCCUCCUAUGCUACCUAUAUCGAGGCUCUGGCUGAGCUGCGUUCCCAGGCCCCAUCCGCCUUCGUCAAGUACUUUGAGCACAACUGGGCGCCCCGCCAUGACAUGUGGGUGCGUUUCCGAGCUUAUGAAGCAUCCCGAGACCUGGACGCUUGUGCCCUGGUGCGUGGCUACCGCAGGCGACUGCUGCGUCGCCUCAGCCCCUCGCACAGCGUGGCGCAGUGCCUUCGUGAUCUGGUGGCCAUGCAGUGGGCGGAUGCAGCUGGGGAGGCAACCUCUGAGGGUGCUGAUGGUGAUGGGAUGUCUCAGAACAGUGAGCUGAGAAGUGGAGUCCAGGGGAAGGAGAAGAUAAGGGGUGUGGACAUCAGCGACCAGGGAAGGCCUCAGCUAGAAAGCGAGAAAGGGAGGGGAUUGGAGACAAGAGAUUGGCGAGGAGUCCAGCUGGAGAACCAGGUGAGGGGGCUGGAACGGUGUAUCUGGAAAGCGGCCCAGGUGGAGAAAGAGCAAUUGCGAGGGCCAGAGAUCAGAGACGGGAGGGGACGCCAGUUGGAGGAUGGAAAGAUUGGGGUGCUGGAAACCACAGACCGCAGGGGAACCCAGUUUGAGUCUGAGAAGACCAGGAGUCUGGAAGGAAGCCCCUGGAGGGGUGUGCAGUUGCAAGAGGAAAGAGCAAGUGAAUUAAAACCUCCAGACUGUAUGGAAACAGAGAAGGGCCUGGAUGUCAGAAAGUGGAGGGGGACCCAUUUGGAGAAGCCCUUAGAGGUGGUCCCUGAGAACAGAGGCCAACGGGGGCCCCAGUGGGGAAAUGAGGGGCAGAGAGGGACAAAGUUUGUAGAGAAGAAAGGAGGGAGCUUGGGGAUCAAAAGGAGUCGAGGCCUGGAGGACAUUGUUGUAGUCCAGUUGGGGGACACAAAGGUUGCAAGUACAGCAAAUGGAGAUGGAGGAGGAACUCGGUCUUUGGUCCCCAAGAACAGAGCAGGACAAGCAAUGGAAUGGGCAGACAAAGGAGCAAGGUGUCAGCGGCUGGGAAAUGGAGUGCUGUGUGCCACCCGCAUGGGGACAGUGUUAGAAGGCAAUCCAGAAUGUGCAGUGACAAGGUGUGAGCCCCUAGCUGUAGGGGAGGCCCUGCAGGAAGGAGGUGAAGCAGAAGGUCCAAGGGACCCAAAGAGGGUUUUCCACCCCUCUGGAGAAGAGGAGGUGGACUGGGAGCCGCUGGCCAAAUUCCGAGCAGCCUGUGGGCCAGAACUGGCAGAUCUGGUGGCGGAGGAGUUGACCUUUGCCAGGCAGCAUGGGACCCAGGGUUUCCACUGGACUGGAGCUGGCUUUGCUCUCAAGGAUGGCACCUCAGACUUCUUUAUGGAUGGGGCCCUGACACACUGCAGCUGUUCAAUCCAUGCUGCUCGCCGUCUGCCCUGUCGGCACCUCUUUGCAGCACGCCUCCUCACGGGUGCAGCCUUGUUCCACAUGGACCUGCUCAGGGAUUGCUGGGGGAGAGCCCAAGAACCAUGACUUUCCACAUCCCUGCCUGCCACCCUCCAAUCAGAGGGCAGGAGGGUAUUUUUUUGAUCCCAAAGAUAACAGGGCUGAGGCCAAUGGGGGCCACCUAAUCCCUCUGGUCUCCUUCCAGGUCGUCAGGGACUUCAUCUCUCAGCAGUUUGUCUCUCUGCACCCAAGGGGAAGCUGACCAUGGUCUCUAAGGUCCUAGAGCCAAAGCUGUAGAAACUGCUGAUGAUCAGGGUUCAUUUAGAGAGCUUCCCCAAGGAGAAGAAAUGUGUGAUGAGAGGUGUAGACAGGGUCCAGCCAAAGCAGAAACUAGGAAACAGGCAGGGCUGGAAACAAGAC
Molecule: messenger RNA, 2895 nt
Organism: Castor canadensis (American beaver)
Lineage: Eukaryota; Metazoa; Chordata; Mammalia; Rodentia; Castoridae
Gene: Zswim9
Product: zinc finger SWIM-type containing 9
Molecular function (GO): zinc ion binding
Source: RefSeq, a predicted model, not a curated record